AUGGAUGAUUUUUGUAUACGAGGUACUUGUCAAACGAUGUGUCCUCUACGUGAAGCACAACAGAGAGAAAAAGAAAAAUUAUUACAUAAAUUAGAAAUUAAAUUGGGAACGGAAUGUCAUUCAACACCAAAAUUUGAUAUAGAUAAAAUAGUUAAAUGUUUUAAUAGGUCAGCAGCUGGAAAAGAAACAUCUGAUCCAUGUAAUUUAAGACCAUUUCCAGUUUUGCUUAAAACAAUACAAUAUCUUUAUAAAAAAGUAUUUCCCUUGCAUAAAGAAAAACCAAUUUUUGUAUAUGAUUUCAUGUUUGAUAGAUUUCGUUCCUCUUUAUUAGUUUGUUAUAAUGAUUGCGAAUGUGGUGAUUUAAAUAAUAGAUGGGAAAUAGAAUCAUCAUAUUUGUUAUUUAAUUUAGGAAAUGUGGAAUCGUUAAUGCAAGGAGUUAGAAAUGACAUAUUAAAAACGAAUAAAAUAUAUAAAAUCUGUUUGAAAUUAUCAUUUCAUUGGUACCUUAAAAAUUUCAUUAGGGUAUUUAAAUUGUUGGUAGAUUUACCUCCGCUACUGUUAUGUGUCAUAUGCACACUCAUACCUGAAAUUAGAAAAUAUGCACUUCAAUCAAUGAAUUUUGCAUUCAGUAGUCAAAAUUCGGCAUAUCCUCUCGAUCAUCUUUGCGAUUUGUUAUUAUUCGAAAGUGUUGGACAUGCAGAAAAAGAAUGCAGUCAUUACAAUAUAAAAAUAAAUGAUGGUAAAGUUAAAUUUAUAAAAAAAGAUUUUGAUUUAAAUGUUAAGUGUGGAAAAGGUGUUCGAUUAAAAUGGAUUGAUAAAAAAUUAAAUGAUGUCGAUAUUGAACAUUUAUUAUGUUAUGGAAACGAUUAA
Pediculus humanus corporis (human body louse) is the source of this 870-nucleotide messenger RNA. RefSeq names its product 80 kD MCM3-associated protein, putative. Gene Ontology annotation, biological process: spindle assembly; centrosome duplication. Gene Ontology annotation, cellular component: spindle; nucleus; centrosome. The record is from RefSeq and is a predicted model, not a curated record. NCBI's taxonomy places the organism in Eukaryota, Metazoa, Arthropoda, Insecta, Psocodea, Pediculidae. The coding region runs from base 1 to 870 and encodes 289 amino acids. The transcript is spliced from 2 exons.